This is a messenger RNA of Gopherus evgoodei (Goodes thornscrub tortoise), 2685 nucleotides long. It is a transcript of the gene HEXD, whose product is annotated as hexosaminidase D. The transcript has 11 exons. Gene Ontology annotation, biological process: carbohydrate metabolic process. Gene Ontology annotation, molecular function: hexosaminidase activity. The record is from RefSeq and is a predicted model, not a curated record. The coding region runs from base 911 to 2056 and encodes 381 amino acids. Lineage: Eukaryota; Metazoa; Chordata; Testudines; Testudinidae.
GUGUAUUUGCUGUUUCCCAUUUGUAUCUGUCAGGAAUACAGCUUUGGCAUUUUCCUUGUUAAAUUUUUCUGCAUGUAAAAUCAGCCCUUCACUCUAAAUCUGGUCCACAGUCUUGGGAUCUUCUCUGUUGGGCCAAGUCAGGAUUUGGCUGGGACUGCUGUCGGGAGAACUCAAAGAAGUAGUGCAGGUGAUUCAGUAGAUGAGACAGUUCUGUCCAAUACAGUGCUAAGCUGAGGUGUGGUCUAAUGUCCUGAACACGGGGCUGGGAGUCAGGAACUCCUGAGGUUCAAUCCUACCUUUACCAUUAUCUCCCUCUGUGGCCCUGGGAAAAUCACUUAACCUCUGUGUUGAGUGUCCCCAAGGGAAUAAUGAUACUUACCUAUCUGUCUUCUGGGGUGUUGUGAGAUUAGUUAUUGUAAUGGCUGUACAACACUGUGAAAAGCAUACAGAGCUAUAUCUGAGUGCCAAGUACUUGUACUGGACUGACAGCACAGCAUGUUAUGAAGCAGCUGCCAAAGAUGCCAGCUUUUAGACUAGAAAUAAAAGCAGGAUCCUGACCUCACAUGGUCACUAAGGAUCCCAGGAUAAUUUUCACAGGUAAAGGUAAUAUUAACCCUUGUAUCCAGGCCAAAUGCCAACGGAGGUGUUUCUGUUCUGCUCCAUAAAUACCCCUGCAUUCCAGUUGCAUAAGGUAAAUGCUUCCCCUCCAGUUGUGUUAGUGUUGCUGUCCAAUGUUAACUCUAUGAAGCCUUUACCUGUGAUUUCUGUCUAUACAGUGAAUUGCAGUCUGUACAGUCAGUGAAGCCUGUGGAGAGCUUUGCAUAAAAGUGCCUCAGAGAUUAAAGAGAUUUUAAAUUUGGCAGAAUUGCAUGAGUUAGAAGUGAUCCCUCUGGUGCAGACCUUUGGACACAUGGAAUUUGUCCUAAAACACCAAGAGUUUUCUCACCUCCGGGAGGUGGAGAUGUUUCCAAAUGCCCUCAAUCCACACAAAGAGGAAUCCCUGAUGCUGGUCAGUGCAAUGAUUGAUCAGGUAGUGGCGCUGCACGAUGGCUUACGAUGGUUUCACAUAGGCUCUGAUGAGGUCUACUAUCUUGGUGAAGGGGAGGAGUCAAAGCAAUGGCUGCAGAAAGAAGAGAACAGCAUAGAGAAGCUGUGUCUGUCCCACAUGAAAGCUGUUGCAAGUUGCAUGGUCUCCUCUUAUCCUGAGGUGAAGCCCAUUGUGUGGGAUGAUAUGCUCAGGGGAGUGAGUGAGGAAACACUGACAGAGUCCGGGGUAGCUCAGCUGAUGGAGCCAAUGAUUUGGGACUAUGCAGCGGAUCUUGAUGAGGAUGACAAAGUGCUUCUCAUAGAAAAGUACCGCAAGUGUGGCUUCCCCAAGCUGUGGUUUGCCAGUGCCUUUAAAGGAGCCACUGGGGCAAAUCAGUCUCUAACCCUGAUUGGACACCACCUAAAAAACAAUCUCCAGUGGCUGAAAGUGGCAAACAGCACCCCUGCUGAUAUGCUCCAAGGCAUCGCCCUGACUGGCUGGCAAAGGUAUGACCACUUCUCUGUCUUAUGUGAGCUUCUUCCAGUGGGAAUCCCAUCACUAGCUGUGUGUCUGCAGGCACUACAGAAUGGUGGCUAUUCUGAAAAGGUUAAAGAAAAUGUGGAGAAACAGCUGGGGCUCGCAAGUCUGGAAAUCGACACUUUCAUGAGUGAAAGUUCAGGGACCUUUCCAGGGAGUGACAUCUUCACACUUGUGACUCAGGUCUGCUGCUAUCUGAAGCCCUCAGUAGAUGAAUUUCUUGAAAGAAACAGGUUUGUCACAGGCUGGUUCAGCCCCUACCACAGAAAGAGGAGGAUCGUGCAUCCUAUAAUGAUGCAUCAUUUUCAGCCGGAUGCACUAAGUCUUCUAGCCAAGUGGAAUGCUGUGAUGCAAGAGCUUCAAGCAGCCCUUGAGAGAGUUUUCUACAUGUGUACCCUAGAAGAGUGGAUGGAAGAGAAUGUCCAUCCCAGCUUUCACAAACUGCAGGAAGUAGUGGAUGACCUAGACAAAGCAAUACAAGCACAAUCCUAGCUGCCCUCAAACUGCCAAACGUCUUAUCUGAGACUCUGGCUGGUACAAAUUCAAGAGUAACUGUAUAGUCAGAGCUUAAACCACCCAUGGAAUAAAGUAGAUGCAACUUCACUGAAGUUGAGUUGGACCAUAUCCACAGCAAGGAAUUUGAAGCUAGAAUGACGAAGUAUGAAGAUGUGGGGUUCUAUCUUUAGCUCCAACCAAUGCCAAAACUCAGCCUCUGAAAUCAGCUACAGCAAUGUGCAUACUUGACCAGACUUACUCCUGUCUAUAACAAUGAAAGCAAGAAUGAGGCCAAGCUUGGCUGUGUCCUUAGUAGUGAGAGCAUAGGGAAAGGAGAAAGUGCAUCAAGACAGAUCUUGAAUUUCGAAAAUCUUUCUCUUUUAGGUAAAAGUGACCUGAAAAAGUAAUGUGGCAAAUUCCAGUUGCUCACCAGUAUGAGCUGAAUGCCCCCCAAGAUUCUGCAUACUUCUGCCUUGUUGUAGGUCUUUAUCUCCUUCCAUUAUGGCCAUCUGAUUCUUGCUCAGAGGCAGUGUUCCAGUACGCAUCCUACUGCAGCAUCAUGACAAAACUUCAGUCAAUCCAUGGCUCUGGAUACGUUCUGUUUGUGACAUUCUAAAGUAUAGAAA